This is a messenger RNA of Drosophila willistoni, 2473 nucleotides long. RefSeq names its product mucin-5AC. Gene Ontology annotation, cellular component: extracellular region. Lineage: Eukaryota; Metazoa; Arthropoda; Insecta; Diptera; Drosophilidae. Gene Ontology annotation, molecular function: chitin binding. Bases 72 to 2357 code for a protein of 761 amino acids. The transcript is spliced from 2 exons. The record is from RefSeq and is a predicted model, not a curated record.
UUUGUACAAAAGUUCAAGACAAGUUUCGGUAGCCGCAAAAACUACAUACACAAAGGAAUAGCUGCCGCAUCAUGAAAACUCAUUUCGCUCUUGCCUGUCUGGCCGUUUUGGUGGCCACCAUCGGUGCUGCCAAAAUUCAACCAUCGGUUAUACAAGUUAAUAAUCAACUUUAUCAACGCUAUGUCUGCGUUCAUAAAGCCAACGGUUUCCGUGCCUUAGUCCCGGGAAGUUGUUCCCAGUACUAUGAGUGCCAAUCUGGCGUUGCUUUGAUCAAUACCUGCUCACGUUUCUUUGAUGCCAAGGUCCAAGGAUGUGUUAACUACAACACUGGAUGCAUUGAGGUCAAGCAAACAUCAGCUGUUAAGGUGAAUGCUGCUGCUUCUGCAACUGAUUGUGAGACAACCACAGCAUGUGCCACAGCUGACACCACGACAACCACCUGCAAACCAAAUGAAGCAGAACCAACAACAACAACAUGCACAACACCUACGACAACCACUUGCAGCACGGAAUCCACAACAACCACCUGCAAGCCAAAUGAAACACAACCCACAACAACAACAUGCACAACACCUACGACAACCACUUGCAGCACGGAAUCCACACCAACCACCAGCAAACCAAAUGAAACACAACCCACAACAACAACAUGCACAACACCUACGACAACCACUUGCAGCACGGAAUCCACACCAACCACCAGCAAACCAAAUGAAACACAACCCACAACAACAACAUGCACAACACCUACGACAACCACUUGCAGCACGGAAUCCACACCAACCACCAGCAAACCAAAUGAAACACAACCCACAACAACCACUUGCAAACCAAAUGAAACACAACCCACAACAACAACAUGCACAACACCUACGACAACCACUUGCAGCACGGAAUCCACACCAACCACCAGCAAACCAAAUGAAACACAACCCACAACAACAACAUGCACAACACCUACGACAACCACUUGCAGCACGGAAUCCACACCAACCACCAGCAAACCAAAUGAAACACAACCCACAACAACCACUUGCAAACCAAAUGAAACACAACCCACAACAACAACAUGCACAACACCUACGACAACCACUUGCAGCACGGAAUCCACACCAACCACCAGCAAACCAAAUGAAACACAACCCACAACAACCACUUGCAAACCAAAUGAAACACAACCCACAACAACAACAUGCACAACACCUACGACAACCACUUGCAGCACGGAAUCCACACCAACCACCAGCAAACCAAAUGAAACACAACCCACAACAACAACAUGCACAACACCUACGACAACCACUUGCAGCACGGAAUCCACACCAACCACCAGCAAACCAAAUGAAACACAACCCACAACAACCACUUGCAAACCAAAUGAAACACAACCCACAACAACAACAUGCACAACACCUACGACAACCACUUGCAGCACGGAAUCCACACCAACCACCAGCAAACCAAAUGAAACACAACCCACAACAACAACAUGCACAACACCUACGACAACCACUUGCAGCACGGAAUCCACACCAACCACCAGCAAACCAAAUGAAACACAACCCACAACAACCACUUGCAAACCAAAUGAAACACAACCCACAACAACAACAUGCACAACACCUACGACAACCACUUGCAGCACGGAAUCCACACCAACCACCAGCAAACCAAAUGAAACACAACCCACAACAACAACAUGCACAACAACCACCUGCAAACCAAAUGAAACACAACCCACAACAACAACAUGCACAACAACCACCUGCAAACCAAAUGAAACAGAACCCACAACAACAACAUGCACAACCACAACAGUUUGCGCCGAUGUCACUACGACAACAGUUUGCGCCGAUGUCACUACAACAACAGUUUGCGCCGAUGUCACUACAACAACAGUUUGCGCCGAUGUCACUACGACAACAGUUUGCGCCGAUGUCACUACGACAACAGUUUGCGCCGAUGUCACUACAACAACAGUUUGCGCCGAUGUCACUACGACAACAGUUUGCGCCGAUGCCACUACAACAGUUUGCCCCGAUGCUGCAUCGCAGAAGGUGAAGCCUCUGUCCGUUAAGGUCAGACCCGCCCGUCCUUCAUUGAAACGUCCUGUCUCUGGGGCCGCUACUGUUGUAGCUCCCCAAGCAGCAACCAACAGCAUGUCCGCCUACACGAACUAUGUGUGCCGCGACAAACCCGAUGGUUUCAUGUUGGCUUCCCUGAAGAGUUGCAACGACUACUACAUCUGUCGCUAUGGCAAGCCUCUGCAGGUCAGCUGCGGUGAUAAGUACUUCAAUGCAUUGAAGGGUAUGUGCGAUCUGCCUGAGAACACGCGUUGCGUGCAGCCUCAUGCCUAGAUAUUGCAACAUCUAAAACAUUUGCAUCAGACCCCACCAUGAUUUACAAGCCUAAUUGAAAUUAUUGAAUAUUAUACCUAAUAAAUGCAACAGCUAAUACAAGCUAUAGAAGUGUA